Molecule: messenger RNA, 2954 nt
Organism: Oncorhynchus kisutch (coho salmon)
Lineage: Eukaryota; Metazoa; Chordata; Actinopteri; Salmoniformes; Salmonidae
Gene: tbx1
Product: T-box transcription factor 1
Exons: 8
Coding region: 713-2224 (503 amino acids)
Biological process (GO): positive regulation of DNA-templated transcription; cell fate specification; regulation of transcription by RNA polymerase II
Cellular component (GO): chromatin; nucleus
Molecular function (GO): DNA-binding transcription factor activity, RNA polymerase II-specific; RNA polymerase II cis-regulatory region sequence-specific DNA binding
Source: RefSeq, a predicted model, not a curated record
AUAGGCUAGUUCAUUAGACAGGAGGGGACAACAACGCCCACAUGUCCAAAGUAGACUAUUUGGAAAUUACGCGCGCUAUCCUUGCACAACCAAAGAACCUAAAUAUAUAAUUCACUGCACAAUCGCAGUACUUUGAAGUCUGACAUCCACAAUGACGUUACAUUUGUGUUGUUGUAAAAUGAAUAAAACAUUUGGCACAUUGAUUGACAAGGUCUUAUUCAAAUAAAAGUUCCAGUCAAAGCGUGCACACUUUUUUUCGAGCCCUGCAUGGGAGGCGUGGAGCUCUCACUUUUGACAUUCUCUCUCUCUGCGGUAGCUUCUCCUCAAGGCAGACUAGCGAACUCUUAUGACAUCACCCAGCCACCGAAUGGGAGAAGAAGGGAACAGCUCUCUGCGGAUGAACGAUGUUUUAAUAGAAGUGGAUGUGUUUGGGCAUAUCAAUUGAAUUCGUGCAAGGGAAAAGUUUUUAAAGUUGUUCAAAUCUUCAAAAAGAUUCCGUGGGAAUACUUUGCUUUGAAACCAGCGGAGUUACUCAUAGCCUACUUCGCCAAAAGGUCCCUGAAUAGGCUACCAACGAAUGUUAGAGGCGAAAUGUAAAACUAUAACUAUUGUAGCGUAUGUUCCUGCGCAUUGUGUCUUGUCUCCUGCUUUCUGGAAUAGAGCAUAAAGGAAGCAGAGGAGAGACGGCUUUUCUCGAAUUCAUUUCUCGCCUAUGGACGACAGCGGUCCCCUCUCUCCAAAGGCAAAUGCUUUCAGUAUAGCCUCUCUGAUUUCAGCUGCAGAGCAAGCAGGAAACGCAACAUUUGACAAACACGGUAUUGGCCUGGACAAGCAACACCAGCACGACUGUUACAGUUCAUUGAAAAUGCACUACAGCACUGUCACCAGGGAAAUGGAAGCCUUCACUACUAGCAGCCUAAGCAGCCUCAACACGUCAGGAAAUUACCAUCUCUCCCCGUCCCCCGGGGACCCCUACAGCCAACAUGAAACCCACUUUGAGCCCUGCCCGGCCGCUCAACACAGCUACAACUACUCGGGGUCGAACCCGGCCCAGGCCCAGCACAGCGACACCGGGACUUCCAACUGUUCCUCGUCGUCCUCUAGCUCCACGCCGAACAGCAAGUCUCUGGUGAAAAAGAACCCUAAGGUGGCCAACAUUAACGUUCAGUUGGAGAUGAAAGCUUUAUGGGAUGAAUUUAAUCAGCUGGGAACAGAGAUGAUCGUUACCAAGGCUGGAAGGCGAAUGUUUCCUACGUUUCAAGUGAAAAUAUUUGGAAUGGAUCCUAUGGCAGACUACAUGCUGCUAAUGGAUUUCUUACCAGUCGACGACAAAAGAUACAGGUAUGCUUUCCACAGCUCCUCGUGGCUGGUGGCGGGUAAAGCUGACCCUGCUACUCCGGGGAGAGUUCACUACCACCCGGACUCUCCAGCCAAGGGCGCACAGUGGAUGAAGCAGAUAGUCUCAUUCGAUAAACUAAAACUCACUAACAAUUUACUGGAUGACAAUGGACAUAUAAUUCUAAACUCAAUGCACAGAUACCAGCCAAGGUUCCACGUCGUCUAUGUGGACCCACGCAAAGACAGCGAGAAGUAUGCGGAGGAGAAUUACAAGACCUUUGUUUUUGAGGAAACACGGUUCACGGCGGUAACAGCAUACCAAAACCACAGGAUCACGCAGCUGAAAAUCGCCAGUAAUCCUUUUGCAAAGGGCUUCAGGGACUGUGAUCCGGAGGACUGGCCCAGGAAUCACAGGCCAGGCUCUCUGCCAAUUAUGAGUGCCUUUGCAAGAACAAGGAACCCAAUGUCGUCUCCCCCACAGCAGAACAGCUCAGAAAAAGAGGACAGUAGGCGGGACUACGACCGGGACCCCAGUGGUACGCCGAUGCACGCCGACCCCGCCCAUCAGCUGAUGUCACGCGUCCUCAGCCCCGCUCUCCCCAUCCCAGGAGGCCUCCACGCCGUCCCCCUCACUAGCGGCCGGCCCAGCCCUCCCCACGACUUGCGUACCCCGGACGGCCACCCGCUGGCCCCAGACACCCUGCAUCACCACCCAUACAAGUACCCCACAUCCUACGAACACUACCUUGGGGCUAAGACCCGGCCAUCGCCGUACCCUUUACCCGGCAUCAGAGGACACACGUACCACCACCACAUGAACCCAGCCACAGCUAACAUGUACUCUGCCACCAGCGCCCCAUCUAACUAUGACUACGGGCCAAGAUAAUGAAUGUUUAGCUGUAGCUGGCAGCCGCUGCCCAUGGCCGACACACCUGGGCCACCGCUACUAGCUAGCUAGCGCUGUGGAAAAGCAAACACACAGGAGGGGAGGGACAACACAACUCUGUCUUCAUGGCUGAUGCAAUGUCAAGUGAGUCGGGAGAUUGCGCGGUGCGCUCCUGUUGCUGGAUACCCUCCACCCCUCAGAGAGACAAAAACUUCCGUAUUUAUUUUAGGGAAACGCAUCUUGGCAGGAAGUACAGACUGCCUUCUGAGCCCAAGCAGGGGUCUGUCUUGAUCUCUGAACGUUGACAGCAAUAGCUCUAUAUGAGGGUACCUUUUUCCUGUGAGGUAGAGCGAAGCAGACAGUGAGCCCUCUCUUAAAACAUGGAUGAUGCAUUAUCACGGACUGGAAAUUAUAAUUUUUUUGUGUUGGAUGCACUUUGUUUUUUUUUUGCUUUCAAAAAAGCCAUAUGUUAUAUAGUCAAUCAAGCUUUCAUAAAUAUACAAGAUAUUUGCAUGUUGAGCUCAUCAGAUAGGUGUUAAAAUGCCUUUGAAAUGUUGUUUUUUUGUUCGAGAAAAAAAAAUGGAUUAGAUUUUUUAACCAUCCUGAGAUGCAGCCCUGAGAAGCUUGUACCAUGGCACUGACUUGCAGCAAUUCUAAGUAAAUAAAGCAGCAGCAUGACUGUUCUGUAACUGUAAAAUAAACAUCACAUUCUUAACUUUUAAUUCAUAAA